CUUAUCGAGAACGGGCUCCACAAAGGGUUAUAUUAGGGCUUGAAUUGGGCUUUCGUGAACUUCAUCCAGAAGCAUUCGUUUCUGCGGAAUAACUCACCUUGGAGCCUUCAUUAGAAGAAAUCGUAGAACCGAGUGUCUUUCGAAUCCAUCGGAAAGAGGACGAUAGACUUGUGAUUGAAGACCCAUGGAUCGUAAGAAGCAGUCCAGCAAAGAGAAAAAGCUCAAGCGGAAAGAGGAGCUAGCUAAGAAGCAGAGCAUUGAUGAAUUCGUGAGAGUUGCAAACGCCAAAGCAGCUCCCAUCGAGGAGUUUCCCUCUUUUCUCAAAUACGAAAGGAAUGGCUUGAAUUUGAUCAUGGAGGCAGGACGCGGUGAUUCUUUGUCCCCUCCAGUGAAGCAAUACGUUCAGACUCUGCUAAAGGUAAAUAUGGAGGAGCCAUAUGGUCCUGAAGAAUGGCCUGCGGAGGAGAAGAACAAGCGUCGUGAAAUGGUAUCGCCAGAUGCACGCUACAUUUUCGUCAAACAGCCGUGUAGUAACUCCACUGAAAUUCUGCCUACGGAUCGGAGUAAUAAUUUGUUAUGGAAAGGUGAAGGUGAUCCUAUUGUAGCAUUUGUUCACUACAGAUUUGUUGUGGAACAUGAAGUCCCAGCAUUAUACGUGUAUGAAAUCCAAGUGGAACAAGCUGUGCAAGGGAAGGGGCUUGGCAAGUUUUUGAUGCAGUUUCUUGAGUUGAUUGCCCGCAAGAACGGUAUGAAAGCAAUGCUCCUGACCUUGCAAAAAAGGAACGUUCGGGCUUUGGCUUUCUACACUGGGAAAUUAAGAUUCAAGAUUGCAGCAAUUUCACCAUCGAGAUGGGCGAAUACACUGAUUGGAGCUGCCAAGUCCUAUGAAAUUCUUUGCAAGACUUUUGAUCCUGAUGCGAAGUCCAUCUUAGAGGAUGGCAAUUGAUGCUAGCAGAUGAUAGGCGCAUCUAAACUGUGCCUCUUUGUAGUUGGAUCAGCUUGUCGUUGGAUAAGCUGAAUCCAUCAACAAGUUGGAAGCCUAUUUGCCAAUUCCUCAAGCUAAGUGGUGUUUGCCUCCACCCGGUCUAACUUGCGAAUGAGUUCGAGUCGAUGUGUGUAGCACAGAAAUGCCAUUAGUUCAGUGUUAGAGUAUUUGACCCGCCUCUGGAGUCGUUUCAUGUGAAAUGUGAAAUGUUUGAAAACGUUCCGCAAACGAAUCAUUUGUCAACAUUAGGUUAUAUCUGCUUGAUAAGUUGUCUUUCUAUAAUUCCAGACAAGAGGUCUUCCAGAGGUCUUCUAUGAGAUUCUCUGCAAGACUUAGACUUAUCUGGUCCUAAUCGUGAAGCUGGUGACUAGUCUGGUCCAGUUGUUUUUGAUAGCACCAUAAAUUUGCGGCUCCCUCCGGACUGCUUCAAAUGUUGAUUAUCAAACACCUCUAAACAUACAAGCGAAUACAUUAACAUG
Molecule: messenger RNA, 1464 nt
Organism: Physcomitrium patens
Lineage: Eukaryota; Viridiplantae; Streptophyta; Bryopsida; Funariales; Funariaceae
Cellular component (GO): nucleus
Molecular function (GO): histone H2A acetyltransferase activity; histone H4 acetyltransferase activity; protein N-terminal-serine acetyltransferase activity
Source: RefSeq, a predicted model, not a curated record